CAACUUCUUUCGAAUUGCUGAAAUUCGUCAAUUCACAAACACUCGGGAAAAUCACCAGAUAGGUAGUGAAGAUUGGCUGACAACAACAAUAGUACUUCAGGAAGUAGAAGAAGGAAGAUCGAGCUAAAUCUAAAGCCGAAAUGGCAGGUAGAUUGAGCAACGUGGCUUCACGGAUCAUGGGAGGAAACGGCGUCGUUAGCCGCUCUGUCGCCUCCUCUCUUCGCCUCCGUUCCGGCAUGGGCCUCCCCGUCGGCAAACACAUCGUCCCCGAUAAACCCAUUUCCGUGAAUGAUGAGCUGACGUGGGACAAUGGGACUGCGUUUCCAGAACCUUGCAUAGAUCGAAUCGCCGAUACUGUUGGAAAGUAUGAGGCCUUGGCUUGGUUAUGUGGAGGUUUGGGAUUUUUCGCGAGUCUCGGGUUGUUAGUUGUGUGGAAUGAUAAAGCUUCUACGAUUCCAUUUGCACCGAAGGUGUAUCCAUAUGACAACCUGAAGGUGGAGCUUGGUGGAGAACCGUAGGGUUGAUCUAGGAGUGGUUGUAUUCCUUCUUGCUCUUUCUCAUGGCUGUCCUCUUUUGUUCAUCAUUUUGCCUUUGUGAAUUGUGAUGGUUAGAAAUAAUGGCUGUGGCUGAAAUUAACAUCAAACAAACAGACUUUUAAGUUUCUCAAAGCUGGUUCUCAAACAAGAUGGUGUUCCUUUUUUCAGAUUCCUUUUUUAUGUUUCUGCCAGUAAAUUGGAUUAUUUAAAAUAAGGGUGACCAUCUCAGCUCUAAGCAUGUGGUUUGCGGUUUUUGUAA
Populus trichocarpa (black cottonwood) is the source of this 795-nucleotide messenger RNA. RefSeq names its product NADH dehydrogenase [ubiquinone] 1 beta subcomplex subunit 8, mitochondrial. The record is from RefSeq and is a predicted model, not a curated record. The transcript has 4 exons. The coding region runs from base 141 to 518 and encodes 125 amino acids. Lineage: Eukaryota; Viridiplantae; Streptophyta; Magnoliopsida; Malpighiales; Salicaceae.